AUGGCGUGGCCCUGCAUCACCAGGGCGUGCUGCAUGGCCCGCUUCUGGAACCAGCUGGACAAGGGGGACAUUUCGGUGCCAUUGGUUUUCACCAGGUACGACGUCUCGGAGAUGCAGCAUCUUCAACUGCAGCACCAACAAAAACAGCCGCAUCACCAGGCACAGGCAAGCGCGGUCGCCAUAGAAACUCAACCCGCUCACGAGGACAAGGCGGUAGCGGCUUGUGAGCACCUCGCAACGGGAACCGCUGUGUCUGAGGAGCGCGCAUGUGGUUCUGUAAUGCGCCAAGACUUUAAGCACUGGAAAGUGCGCCCUGAGCCAAGCUGUAAACCUAAGAAUGAAUAUCAUACUCCCGAGACCCCUUUUAACAACAAGACACAAUAUCAGAAGGAUUUCAAGCCAUGGCCCAUUCAGAAAAGGGACGACCAUCCUUGGAUUGCCAGGCCCAAUACCUCCAUCUCCAUCGGCGGUGACUGUGUCCAGGAUAGGUCCAAACACUACCAUGCACACGCGGAAGUUGACAGUGGGGUGGAGAAAAGCGAAAUUGCUGACAAAGUGCAAGAGAAAGAAAUUCUGGGAGGGAGUAAAAAUAACCAAACUGCAGAGGAGGAUGGUGAAAAGAAAGUUAGCAUCAAAGUGGAGCGAGAAGACGCGGCAGGGGCCAGAGGCAGGGCGGCGUUAGAUGCGCUAAACAGGCAGUUAAAACAGGAAGUUACAAUUGGCAGCUCAUACAAGACUGAGUUCAAGGCCCACAGGGAUGUGAAGCCAGUGAAGCUGAUCCGAGCCAAGUCCCAGUUCCUUCCCCCUGAUGAGAAGACCAGCCUGGAGACCAGCUAUAGCGCCACCUACAGGGGAGAGCAGGCCAAGCAGCAGCCCAAUGACAACAAGGCUGUGGACAGGAGGAGGAUACGCAGCCUGUACAAUGAGCCCUACAAAGGGCUACAAGAGACCAAGUGGGCUCCUCCUGAAGAUGGUGGGGGUUGGGAAAGAGAGCCAGGGGUCCGCACUACCCCGUCUAUGCGGACCCCAAGCCGUUUCCCUGAGCUCUGGGAGACAUGGGGCACGCCUUGCGCAGAUGGCCUGGCUGGCCACACCCCCAGCAGACCCUGGGACCAGGGCGUGUGUUUCGUGCUGCCUGUUGAGAGGUCUAACAGUGCUCCCCGAUCCAAACCCAAAAAGGCGGGCACCAGGUUAGCGAGCCAGGGGGGCAAACCUGUGAAGAAGGCUAAAGAGCAGAAGCUGCAGGGCAGCACAGCACCGCGGGGCACCAAGAAGAAGACCUUGGAGAACCAGCCCGCUGAGUCCAGGCCUGCGGAGAUGGACAAGGAGAAAAGUAAAGAGAUGAACAACAAACUGGCUGAGGCAAAAGAGUAA
Messenger RNA from Salvelinus namaycush (lake trout), 1374 nucleotides. RefSeq names its product microtubule-associated protein 6 homolog. Gene Ontology annotation, molecular function: calmodulin binding; microtubule binding. Lineage: Eukaryota; Metazoa; Chordata; Actinopteri; Salmoniformes; Salmonidae. The transcript has 4 exons. The coding region runs from base 1 to 1374 and encodes 457 amino acids. Gene Ontology annotation, cellular component: Golgi-associated vesicle; cis-Golgi network; microtubule. The record is from RefSeq and is a predicted model, not a curated record. Gene Ontology annotation, biological process: regulation of microtubule cytoskeleton organization; cytoskeleton-dependent intracellular transport; microtubule cytoskeleton organization.